AUGAGCCGCUCAGAUAUCGAAUUCAAAACCAUCGACAAUGUCACUAUACGGGGCUGGAUGUUUAAGCCCGCUGAUGCAGAAGGGAAAUAUCCAUGCCUCAUAAUUUCCCAUGGUCUGACUUGCCUCAAAGAGAUGUCCCUUGACACUCUGGCCGAACGUCUGACUUCCGUGCUUCCUAUUGCAUGUCUGGUGUACGAUCACCGUGGCUAUGGCUCCAGCGAUCAAAAGGACAAUGAGCCGCGCAACGAGAUUGUCCCGGCAUACCAAAACAGUGAUUUGCAAGACGCCAUUACCUAUGCCCAAUCUCGUGAGGACAUCGAUGCGACAAAGAUUGGUCUCUGGGGCUACUCCUACAGUGGCGGUCAUUCGUUAUGGGUUGCUGCAAAUGAUCGCCGUGUCAAGGCAGUAAUCGCUGUGGCGCCUUUCACCACAGGUGAAAUCAUCACGAACAACAUGCGGACAGACCUGGAGGAUUCUUUCAACGACAUGCUUGCUCAGGAACGGCUUUCACGAGCUGCUGGUAAUGAACCUGGAAGAUUGCCUGUCAUAGUCAAGAACCCACUCGACACAGCUGUGCUCCCCCAUGUCGAAAGCUAUGCAUUCUUCUCUACUUGGGCUGAGAAGGGUGUUUGGAAGAACGACCUAACCAUCAGGAGCUUGGAAGGUAUAAAGUCAUAUUUUCCCGGAUGUCGCAUCCACAAAAUCAGUCCUACGCCAUUGUUGAUGCAGGCACCCAGAAAGGAUGUCAUUGCAACUACUGAGACAAUGCUUGAAGCAUAUAGCCGUGCAGUAGAGCCUAAGGAGCUUCAGAUGCUUCCAGGUGGGCAUUUCAGCAUGUUUGAAGGUGAUGUGUUUGAGAUGUUGCUUGCUAAGGAGAUUGAGUUCUUGAAGAGUACGUUGCUCGAGUGA
Aureobasidium melanogenum CBS 110374 is the source of this 909-nucleotide messenger RNA. RefSeq names its product alpha/beta-hydrolase. The record is from RefSeq and is a predicted model, not a curated record. The coding region runs from base 1 to 909 and encodes 302 amino acids. The transcript is spliced from 3 exons. Lineage: Eukaryota; Fungi; Ascomycota; Dothideomycetes; Dothideales; Saccotheciaceae.